Messenger RNA from Eupeodes corollae, 5378 nucleotides. RefSeq lists its product as uncharacterized. Gene Ontology annotation, cellular component: cell-cell junction. Bases 1788 to 5009 code for a protein of 1073 amino acids. Gene Ontology annotation, molecular function: cell adhesion molecule binding. Gene Ontology annotation, biological process: cell-cell adhesion. The transcript is spliced from 12 exons. Lineage: Eukaryota; Metazoa; Arthropoda; Insecta; Diptera; Syrphidae. The record is from RefSeq and is a predicted model, not a curated record.
GCGAACCAAGCUAAAGAAGUAAAGAAAAAAGGACAAAAUAAUAAUUUUGAUAACAAGAUUAUUAGGUACUAUAUUCGUAAACCGUUAUAGUGUACAUUACUGUGAAAUAGGUGAAGCGAAAGCUUUUCUUCAUCUCCGUUAAAAACGCGUUCUUCGUCCUGAGUUGUUGUCGUCGUCAUCAUAAUCAUCAUCAUCGUAUCGUCGAAGUCAGUCGGUCGAGGAAAUAUACUUUUUCGUCUUCGGAAAAUUCCUUUCCCUUUUUAUUUUUAAAAAACACAAAACAUUUUAAAAACCAUGUCUCGUAUUCGUAGCUCGUUUGUGGAAAUGAAGAAAACAUAAUCACUACUAAAUAUAUGAGUGCUGAAAUAAUUCCGCUACAUAAUUUUUUCUCACCCUUCUUCUAUUUCUUCUUCUUCUUCUACUACUGCCACUGCUGCUGUUCCUGCUCUUGCUCCUGAUCCUGAUACUAUAAACUGCUAUAUUCUAUCUUCCCUCUGAAACUCUUGGUUAUAAUUUUUUCAAACGUCCGUCGAACUUCGUCGCUGCUUAAAUUUUUCAUUUAAAGUGUUUUUCCAUAACAUCGACGAAAACAUCAAAAAAGGAUAUUUUGAAAUUUAUCAAAAAAUAGUUAUCAUCGUCGUCGUAGUCGAAGUCGAAGUCGAAGUCGUCGUCGUUGCUGUCCUCAUAAUAUAUGUACAGCAAUUUUUGUAUUAUAAGUUGAAACUUUUGAAUCAACCCCAAAUUGGACUCCUCCGGACUUGGGGUUAAAUAUUUGUCCUCUCUUCUUCUUCGGUAGUCGUCGUCGUCGUCGUAGUCGUAGUCGAAGGUAUACCUUUUGAUUUUUCGCAAACUAAGGGUGGUACAGUUUCUGUCGAUAUAAUUUAUCUUUUCACAUCGUGGAAUCUUUUUUCUUUUUUUUUCGUACUGUCGAUUCUACCUACAAUAUGUGUGGUUGGUGUUAAAGUGUAUAUCAAUAUUUAUAUAUAUAUAAAAUAUUAUAUGUUCAAAAAAAGUCCUAUUUGCUGUACCUACAUUCAUAUGUAUGUACAUAAUAAUGAUAAUUGGAAAUAUUCGAGUCGUAUAAAGGAGCGAGCGAGCGUAUAAAGGAGGUACCAAGUUUAAUAGAGUGUAAAGUCCGUUUGUAAACGUGGUCCUUUUAUUUCAUCAGCAAUCUCAAUCUCAGUCUCGUUAAAGAUCCUCGUUAAAGGACUCUUGAUUCUAUAUAUUCGUUAAAUGUUUGUGUUUUUUUAUGUGUAAAUUGCUAAAUAGUACAAAAGAUACAAAAGAUAUAUAAAAUCAAAAAGUAUCUACCAUGAGAAAAAAAGAUUAAUAUAGUUUGUCAAAAAAUAAAAGAAGAAAAAUAGAGUGUGACACCCAGAAGAUAUGUACCCCUGUUUCCUACAUAUCCCGAAAGUAUGUCACAUAAUAUAAUAAAAGUGAUGUGCAUCUAACAAAAAAAAAAUAUAUAUAUAUAUAUCUUGGAAUAUUAAAUAAAUAUCUCUAUAAAUCCCCUAACUAACUUAAAACAAAGCUAAAAAACAAAAAAUAUAUAACAAAUCCAAUUAGAGGAUUAUUCUACAAAAACUCCAGAAAAUCAAUACUUCCAAUAUCAACGAGUGCAGGAUUAAAAACGAACAAAAAUCAAAUGUUAACUACUUAGUUCUGGAGUAAUUUAAGAGCAACAAAUAGCCAAACUUUAUUCUUGUUAAUUUGUAAAGAGGAUACGUGAAAUAACGUUCCAUCAACAACGGUUUAAAUUAACCAAACCAGUUGGAAGUUAUGACGUCAUGAGACCAACAUUUGAUCGACGCCUCUGGAUAUUACUGUUCCUUAUUUCAUUGCAAUGCUUACAAACAACAAAUCAACAAAACAUCAUCAAAAUUCUGAAACAACAGUAUCUGCAACAUCAAGUAGUUCCUGCACAAUUGGCAAAUGCAAGUGCAACACGAAACGACCAAGAUCACUUUGUCGUAUCGAAUGCAUUAGGUGAUAUUAAAAAGAAAUUAAACAAACAAACGAUAACAUCAUUGUCAAAUACAAGUGUUAUUAAAUCAAACUCAUGUGCCAAUUGCUUAAGAGUAGCCAAAAUAUCCAAACAUCAACACUCGAGUCACAAGCAUUCACGACUCCUCGAUGACCAACAUCGCAAAUCAAAAAAUCCGCUACCACUGCUUCCAUUCCAUUCCCUUAGUAAUAUGACAGUUGCGUCAUCUCAUCAUAUGUCAAUGUCAAUGUCAUCAACGUCAUCGUUGUUAGCCAAUAAUCCAUCCCUUCAAAAUUAUACCAACAACAAAAUUGCAAAAAUUUCAUUUGUGGCAACUAGCGGAUUGCAAAAUGAAUUCCUGCAAUCUUAUGCAUCUCGAAAAGGGCCAACAACUGCCACCAUCACCGCAAGCACCAUGAACACCACCGAGGAAGCAGCUCAAGCUGGAUUUAUGCUUGAGACACAAAAUCAACUAAGAAAAAUACAAAAUCAAAAACAAAAUAAAAAACAAAAACAACGCCUAGCACAUCGAAGAGCCAAGCGUGAAGCGGAUAAUUCGCUUGAUCUGCUGCUCUCGAAUUCCAGAGGUUCAGAGUUGAGCAGUGACAGCGAGGAAUUCCCAAUAGAUGGCAUUAAUAACAUAAACAAGUUACUCAGCUCAAGUAAUAUUAGAAAAAGUGAUAUUAGUAUAAACAAAACAAAAAUAGAUUUAUCAACUUCGUCUUCUCUAUCUUCAUCAUCUAAAUCUAAAUCUAAAUCUAAAUCUGCAUCUGAAUCCGCAUCUGAAUCGGAAUCGGAAUCUUCGUUUUUAGCUGCCGAUGCCGUUCCAACCCUACUCUACUCCCCAAUUUAUCUUCCGCAUGAAUCUUUAUCUUUAUCAUCGGCGUCAUUUGAAGACGUCCGAACUCCUAGUAGUAGCAAAAGGAAUAGUAGAAGUAAGAUAAGUAAAAUUAAUAAUAAUAAUAUCCUGCCAAUGGCAUCUCCAUUGCAAAUGGAAACCGCCAACAACAAUUACAGUGAUAGUAGAUCGAAUAAACUGAAAGGAUUUCAGUCUUUUAAAAAGAACGAGCCUAUAAUUAUAAUAGACGAUGUCGAAGAAUUCGACAGCGGGAGAGGUUAUAGCAGCAGCGGUGCUGAUGGUGAUCGAGACGAUGUUUCACUUAGCAAUCCGACGGGAAGCGAUGAGAAAGGUGAAUACUAUUCGAAUGGAAAACCAAUUGCAAUGCCAUUGCGUCCGGUUAUUCAUCCAUUCGACGAAGAUCACGAUGAGGAAAUGUCGGUGGUUUAUGCCGAACAGCAUACCGAGGUGCGCUUGGUUUGUGAAGUCGAUCUCGAUAUAGUCAGCAGUUCGUGGUAUAAAAAUGGAUUGAGUGUCCAUGCCAUAGAAAGAUCUUCCAGAAUAACUGAUUACCGAUUUAUAAAAGAAGUCAAUGGAGCCCUCACUAUUACAAAUGCUAUGUUAGAAGAUGAUGGCAAAUGGCAGUGUGAGGCCGAAAAUGUGAAUGCGUAUAUAGAAAAUGCGCGCCCUGUUAAACUAAUAAUUUUAGACCGUCCAAAGGCACCUUAUUUACUAAUAGAUUCAAGACGCUUAGAUGCGGGAAAUAUUUUUGUACCUGUAAAGGAGAAUUCUGAACUUAACCUAGCAUGCAUAAGUGAGGGUGGUAAUCCAAAACCAACUCUUACAUGGGAAGUUCUUUUGAGUCCUGGUGUAGACCGACAUGCACAAAAAGUUGCCGCUGAAGUUCUUGAAUUGGAAGAAGUUAAAAAGGAUAAAACCAAACAACCAUAUAAAAUAAAUGCAGGUGCCAAAAGUGAAGCACGUUUACCAGCUGUUUAUAGAGCACAUCAUAAUGCAAAGAUACUUUGUGUUAUGGAACAUCCAACUCUUAAAAUGAGGCAAAAUGCUUCUCUUCUAUUAGAUGUACAAUACACACCCUCAUUUGCUAUAUCAAGAACUCCUGGAUUUGGAUAUCCACUUCGGGAGGGUAUUGAAGUAUCCUUAAAGUGUGAUGUUGACUCAAAUCCAGCAAGUGUCCCAAGAUGGCAAAAAGACGACGGGGAUACACCGGUGCCACAAACUGGAGAUGGUUUUCUUAAUUUUACAUCAAUCCGGAGGGAACAUUCUGGCUGGUAUAAAUGUACAUCGCGCCAUUUAAACUAUCAAUACUCAAGCAUCGGUUACUAUUUGAGUGUUAGAUACGAUUCGGUUGAUGUUACAUCGGAGCCAGAUGAUCAGGAUGUGUCUGUUGCAGCAUCACAUAAUCCAAAUAAAGGACAGAUGGAAGUCCAAUUGGGAGGAGCUGUAACACUACAAUGUCCUCCAGGAUCACUUGGUUGUUGGUCACAUCUAGAUCCUGUUACUGCUCGAUUAAGAGGUCUAGGUCAUGGGCUAACAACAGCAACAGGUCAAUUUUCCAUUAAGGAUGUUAUUUAUCAGGAUGCAGGCACAUAUAAAUGUAUUGGUCAUUCGACAAAAAAUAAUAAGAAAAGACUCGAAGUGCUUCAAACAAUUGGGUUACUUGUAAAAGGUGUUCCAACAGUUGUUGCUCGUAAUGCAACACCAGUAGCAUAUCCCGGGUCACCUCUUCAUCUUUCUGUCGAAUUCUGUGCCAAUCCACCGGCACAUGCCGCACGUUGGUUGCAUGGUGAUAGAGUUUUUACUCCUGGAAAUCAAUAUGGAAGCACUGUUCUCGCUUAUGGAGUAACGGACCUUCCUACACCGUUUUGCAAGGAAGCCCGUCUGACUUAUGUAAGCAUGCACGAGAGGGUUCCUAGAACAUUUUACUUUAUUGUCUCAUCACCAAGUGGUGUUGCAGAAGCCGUAUUCAAAGUUAACUUCACUAUAAGAUAUCGAUCAAUGACCAAUAAAAUGGACAACGAUGACGAAGAAUUGAGUGAACCCGAAGAAAUUCAAUUCCCAGUUUUUGGAACUCCUGAUGGUGGAGCUAUAUCAAACCACCACAUCGCCCAGUCACUAAUGAUCAAAAUAAUUAUUUUAUGUUUCCUAAGCCGAAUAUUCAUAUAAUAGUAAAAAUUUAUUUAACAAAACAAAAACAAAAAACAAAUAAGAGAGCAAUUAAGGUGACAUAUAUAGAUAUUCAUUAUAUACCAAACAUUAAAAAUAUAAGUUUUUUGGUUGUUUAAUUUUACAAAACAAAAACAAACAAAUAUAUAAUUAUAUUAUGUAUUAUUAUUAUUAAUUAAAUAAUUAACGUAAAUAAGUGAUAAGUUAAAAUUGUUCUAUUUUCUGUAUAAAAACAUAAAAUGGUGUUAUUUCCAUUAAGUAUAAAAGAGAGUACUGUCCCUAUAUGAACAUCUCCUUUGUAAAAACAAAACAAAAACAUUAUAAGUAAGAGGAAAGUGCAUUUGAUAUUUUAAUUAAACAAAUUUAUAA